AUGUUCGGUAACCCGCAAGCUACUGAUGCGGAGAAUAUUCUUCAGAUGUUUUUAGAAGCACCAUAUGACGCUGAAACUACUCCUGAAAAGAUUGGUUCUUGUGAUUUAGAGGUGGAAGAGGACUCGAUUGAUCCUUUAGAUGCAGUAGAUGAGAAUAUGCACAGUAGUAAAGCAAUUAUUCAUCAGUCGCCCUUCAGUAUUGAAGCCAUUCGCCGAUUUCCUCAGCUUUCUGAGUUGUUGGAUUAUGGUAAAAAAUUCGAAAAUGUAACAAAUCCUCUUUUUUGUCGUCGGAUUAUUUUGGUCUUUUAUAAGUGGUUUGCCUACUUACCCUUAUGGACAUCUUUACUUACCGAAUUUGAAGCGCGAUAUUCGAAUGACCGAACACCAGUUGACAUUGGUAAAUAUGAAGAAGGUCGUCUAACAAAUGCUCAAAUAGAAUGCUAUUUUGGUAUCCUAAAAGAUUCAACUUUUGAAAGAAAAACAAACCUGCAACCAGCAGAGGUGACUGUAUCGCUCUAUCGAAGUAUUCAGGCUCAACUGAAAGCAGAUAAAUUCGGAGUUAGCCAACAUGCAAAAAAUCGUAGGGGAAAACCCAAAGAUAUGAAUGUAGAGGAGGCUUGGGGUAAGAAGAGAGCUCAAAAGAAACAACGAAGUACAUAUUUCAGUCGAAUUGAUAAAUAUAAUAAAAAACGGCUGGCAUCAAAGCCGAUCAAUCCUGUAGCAAAAACGAGUUUGUCGGACAAGCCACCUUACAUUUCCACCAAUUUAGGGGAAAAAACCAGCUGCAUUUUAAAUGAUAUAUCUAAUGCAACUUUGUCACAUAAUUUACCUGAUUCUCCACCUUCAAAGUUCACAGACCUUUUCGGCGGUACGGAUUUUUUAAAGAAUAUAAGUCCUUCCAGUAAUGCACGGGCAGUGUCAGUAUUUAAUGAACCAAUGUCUCCACCAAAUAUUUUUUCAAGUAUAAAACUUGACAGUUCGUCCAAUGUUUUGUCAACACCGAAACAAGUAAAAACCGUGUGCAAAAAUGAAAAUAUACAGAAAGAAAAUUCUGAAAGUAAACAUGAAAAGCAGCAAAAUCAAAGCAAAAAUGGUAUUCCACUAAAACAUUUCUCAGUCCUGUUAAUAUACGUACUUUUUUGUAGUAGAGACAAGAAAGAGUAA
Didymodactylos carnosus is the source of this 1164-nucleotide messenger RNA. Lineage: Eukaryota; Metazoa; Rotifera; Eurotatoria; Philodinida; Philodinidae. The record is from the annotation of a GenBank genome assembly.